AUGGAAAGAAGUAUGGCCCCUCGGGAGAGUGUUGGGAAUAUAGGUGUAGUAGAGAAGUAUGAUAUUGUAGUUAUCGGUGCUGGGCCUGUAGGAUUGCUACUUUCAACCUGUCUGGCACGUUGGGGCUAUAGGAUCAAGCAUAUCGACAACAGACCAGAGCCUACAAAAACCGGGAGAGCAGACGGUAUUCAACCUCGAUCCUUAGACCUUUUACGAAAUAUGGGGUUGAAGCCUGCUAUCAUGGCCUACGAGCCUGCAAAGGUUUACGAGGUCGCAUUUUGGGAUCCAUCCUCGGGCGACAAGGGCAUACAUAGAACUGGAACAUGGGCCAGUUGUCCUAGCUUUAUCGACGCCAGAUAUCCUUUCACAACAUUAUUACAUCAAGGAAUGAUCGAAAGAAUAUUCAUCGCAGAUUUGGAGAAGCACAAUGUCGAGAUCCAGAGGCCUUGGACAAUCACAGGGUUCAAGACGGAUGAGAAGGAAGAUUCCGAGUACCCUGUGGAGGUCAACCUGGCGCAAGUCGAAGGCAGCGCAAAAGAGACUGUCAGAGCGAAAUAUUUGUUUGGUGGUGAGGGUGCUAGAUCAUUUGUGCGGGAACAAUUGAAGAUUGGUAUCAAGCACAAGGAUCCUAUCGCACAUGUAUGGGGUGUUAUGGAUGGGGUUGUUCAGACAGACUUCCCGGACAUCAAGAUGAAAUGCACCAUUCACUCAGAUUUUGGUUCUAUAAUGGUCAUUCCUCGAGAAGGUAAUAUGGUUCGUCUCUACAUCCAGAUCGCAUCCUCGACGGAUAAGGACUGGAAUCCCCGCAAGACUGCAACAGAAGAAGAAGUGCAGGCUUCUGCGAAGAAAAUACUACAACCAUAUAACAUCGAGUGGGAACGUGUGGAAUGGUUUUCUGUGUAUCCAAUUGGUCAAGGAAUUGCGGAAAAAUACACUCUUGACCACAGAGUUUUCUUGGGUGGUGAUGCCUGCCAUACACACAGCCCAAAAGCAGGACAGGGAAUGAAUACGGCAUUCCUGGAUGCCCAAAACCUUGCGUGGAAGAUUCACCACGUCGAAUCAGGAUUCGCCGACCGGUCUCUCCUUCAUUCAUACGAGGUCGAGAGAAAGAAGGUUGCUGAGAACCUUUUGGGCUUCGAUGCAAAAUAUGCAGCUCUGUUUUCACAAAAAGCUCCAGCUGCCAAGGACGUUGAGGCAGCUACGCAACAAGGAGCUGAGCACACAAAGGUCGAGGAAAAAGAAAACGAUUUCAUCAAAACAUUCAAGGAGUCCUGCGAAUUCACCAGCGGCUAUGGAGUGGCAUAUAAUCCUAAUUCGCUGAACUGGUCAUCGUCUCAUCCAGCACAAUCAAGCGCCAUCAAUCCAAAGGGCAACAAGCUUCGAACCGGUCGUAUCCUCACUAACUCCAACGUCACACGAGUCACAGACGCCAACGUUGUACACCUCGAGCAAGAAAUUCCUCUCAAUGGUUCAUUCCGAGUAUACGUUUUUGCGGGCAAGCCUGCAACUACCAAACAAGCACUCAACGAUUUCUCACAAAACCUUACCAAGAAAGGCUCAUUCCUCUCCACAUACUUACGAUCAGACAUCGACCAGGUAUCUUAUCAUGAACGACACAACCCCCACAGUCACUUCUUCACCUUUUGCACAAUCUUCGCCGCCAAAAGAACAAACAUCGAAAUUGCACGAGAUGUACCGAAGACAUUGGCUAGAUAUAGUGAUCACAUCUAUGCAGAUGAUAUCCGGGAUCGUAUAGUACCCGAUGCGAAAGCUUCGAGUCAUAGUAAGAUGGGAUUGGAUGAAGAAAGGGGAGGUGUGGUUGUUGUUAGACCUGAUGGUUAUGUAGGAAUCGUUGUGGGUUUGGAAACGGGAAGUGUGACUGUUGAUGCGUUGAAUGAUUAUUUUGGAGCUUUCUCUUCGAAGAAACUUGGAAAGUCAAGGGCAUCGUUCCUUAAGCGCAAAGCUAGUCAAGAAUUAACUCACAAUUCAAUAGAAGUUAUUGAGCCGCUUCAAGGAGAAGAGAUGUUCGAGGCUAUAAUAGGCUGGUUCUGGGGCGCUUUAGAAUGGUUUCGUGGGAGGGUCGAUUUGUCAUACACAAAUAUGAGCUAUAGUAAUAUUGAUGUAGUCGCGGAUGAACAUACUCAAAGGGCAGAAGUGAGAGAAGAUGGGUCUACUGCGGUCAAGCGGCAGAGGAAUAAAUCAAACAAUCGCGCACACACGAGGACCUCGAGCCAACAACGACAGAUCGCACCAACGGAGUUAAAUCGAACGGGCAGCUUUUCGGAAGAACAAUUGAGAAUGAGAGCCGAUGCACAAUGGAUUCCGCCAGCGUUUGGGGCUCCCACGAAACACGUAGAACGAGAGAUUAUAGUAAUUUCAGACGAUGAGGAGGAAGAUGAAGAGGAGGUGCCAAAGCCAAUAGCGGAUUCGUUGCGAUUACCGCGGUCACCACGUCCACCUAAGUCUCCGCGCAUACGCCUGCAACCGGUGAGAAUACAGAGACGUACAUCUGUGAUCCAAGAUGGAAGUUCUCUACAUGACCGUUUGGCCGACCUACUAAACCUAGAUGACGACAAAGAAGAUGAAAAUGGACGUUCGCCGUUUGCCGUCUCGACACGAGCUCAAGAAAAAAUAAAGAGGGAUGCCGAGGCGCGAAAGCUCAAGGAAAAACAAGAAACGAUUCGAAUCGCGAAGGAACGCAGAUUGACACGACGCAAUCCAUCAAACCGUUUGAUACAUACAUUAGAAGAUAAAUGGGAGACUAUCAUAAGUGAAGCAUUAGAUCGUGCUCGGAAGAAUGGAAAUUUGCCUAUCACUCAAUCGCAGGGUGGCACACCACUACAUUACAAAGAUUUUGUAACUCUACUUGGCCGAAGCGCAUGGCUCAACGAUGAAAUUAUCAACACCUAUAUCGAAUGGGUCGUAGAAGCUGCGAACGAAUUCGCUAAAGCAGAGGCGAAAGCUUUCGGCGAACCUAUUGGAAAAGUGCCAAAAUUUAUAGCACAUAACAGUUUCUUCUACGAGAACUUGGACAAGAAAGGUCCAAGCAGUACACAGCGUCUGAUGAAUAGGAAGAAAGCGCCGGGUGUUUCGCUACUUCAGGUCGAUACCGUCUUGGUUCCUAUCUGCAGACACAGUCAUUGGACUGUCGGAGUUGUACGGCCCAUGGCUAGAACUAUCGAGUAUUUCGACAGUUUGCAAGGAUCCUCAAAUACAUUCAUCAAACUAAUGCGCGGAUGGCUAAAAUUUCAACUUGGUGCGGAAUACAAGGAAGAUGAAUGGAAGACACCAAAAACUGGUUGUACUCUACAGAUGAAUGGCUAUGACUGUGGAGUAUUCGUCUGCACAAAUUCUCUCUGUGUUGCUCUGGGCGUUAAUACCGAUUGCUAUAAUGGGACGGAUAUGGCAAUCAUGAGGAGGACUAUUGCGGCCCUCUUAAUCAAUAAAGGGUUCCAAGGAGACUUCGCUUGGGGUUUAGGGGUGUUUUAA
This is a messenger RNA of Sclerotinia borealis F-4128, 3489 nucleotides long. The record is from the annotation of a GenBank genome assembly. Lineage: Eukaryota; Fungi; Ascomycota; Leotiomycetes; Helotiales; Sclerotiniaceae.